Molecule: messenger RNA, 576 nt
Organism: Eremothecium gossypii ATCC 10895
Lineage: Eukaryota; Fungi; Ascomycota; Saccharomycetes; Saccharomycetales; Saccharomycetaceae
Product: AFR336Wp
Exons: 1
Coding region: 1-576 (191 amino acids)
Source: RefSeq, marked provisional
AUGUCCAAUGUGAACUGCUAUUUCCAGUCUGAAAUCCAGACGAUGGUCGACAUGCAGCGGUUUAAGAAGCAGUACCAAAAGUGGAACCCGAGGACGCGUAUGGACAACGGGCUCACGACCGCGAUGUACUCCAAGUGCCCGAAGGACCGCUGGAGCCAUGACACAUGCCAGAUUGACUCCCUCUUCGAGCUCAUGGACAUCAAGUGCGAUGACCAGGCCUUGUUCCAGGGGAUCUCGCCCUGCACGGCGGACACGCCUCAGGCAGAGUACGAGUGCGCCCCACCUCCUGGCCGCGGUCACUUGGUGGAGCCGCAGUUCCCAACGGAGGAUCGUAGCAGCCGCAAGCUUCGCCGCCUCUGGCACCGCUUCCGCAAGGGCUCUGCAAAGGACGCCGGCGUGCCCUUUGAACCCGUAUCUGACGUGCCGGACGGGGAACCCCAGCUUAUCUCGGGUUACAAGGCGCCGGCCGACCAGGCCGCGUCCCCCACCCACUACUCUUCCCAGAAGACAUACCGUUAUUAUCGCUCCUUGCAUUACAGAAAUAGAUUUAAAGGCGAUCUUAAAACAACAACUUGA